AUGGGGGAAGAGCUGGCAAGGAGCGCUGCGGCGCGCAUCGAGGAUCUAGAGCGGCCACAGCUUGACGACAGGUCAUACAGGGUCAUCACACUGCAGAAUCAGCUCGAGGUCCUGCUGAUACAUGAGGCGGGCACAGACAAGGCUAGCGCUGCACUGGACGUGAACGUGGGAAGCUUCAACGAUGCCGACGAUAUGCCGGGCAUUGCGCAUGCCGUUGAGCACCUGCUGUUCAUGGGAACCGAAAAGUACCCGGAAGAGAACGCAUACAACAAAUACUUGACGACACACGGCGGCCACUCAAACGCCUUCACCGCCUCCACAUCGACCAACUACUACUUCGAGCUAUCGUACCCGUCCUCGUCGCCGUCGAAUAGCAAGGCAGCUACACCAAGCGCCUCGACCGUGAACUUGUCUGCAUCCAAGGAGAAGGACAACUCGCCCCUGUGGGGAGCUCUCGAUCGCUUUGGGCAGUUCUUCAUCGCCCCACUCUUUCUCGAGGACACUCUAGAUCGCGAGAUCAAGGCUGUUGACUCAGAGAACAAGAAGAACCUCCAGAGCGACCAAUGGCGGCUCCAUCAGCUCAACAAGGCUCUAGCCAACCCGAACCAUCCAUACUGCCACUUCUCGACAGGAAGCUGGAAGACCCUACACGACGACCCGAUUGCGCGCGGCGUGAAGAUCAGAGACGAGUUUAUCAAGUUCCACUCCACAAACUACUCCGCAAACCGGAUGAAGCUUGUGGUCCUGGGCCGCGAGAGCCUGGACACGCUAGAAGAGUGGGUUGAGGAGAUAUUUAAAAAGGUACCUAACAAGGACCUAAGCAGGAGAAGUUGGGACAUCCCCGUGUACACCGAAAACGAGCUCUUGACCCAAACAUUUGCCAAGCCUGUGCUGGAGUCGAGGUCUCUGGAAAUUCAGUUCGCCUACCGUGACGAGGAGGAUCUCUACGAGUCGCAACCGUCCAGAUAUCUGAGCCAUCUAAUAGGCCACGAGGGUCCCGGCAGUAUUCUGGCGCACAUCAAGGCCAAGGGAUGGGCGAACGGUCUUGGUGCUGGUGGUUCCACGCUUUGCCCUGGUUCCGGUUUGUUCAGCAUCAGCGUCAAACUCACCGAAGAAGGGCUGAAGAACUACAAAGAGGUCGCCAAGAUUGUCUUCCAGUACAUUGGUAUGAUGCGCGAGAAGGAGCCACAAAAGUGGAUAGUUGACGAGCAAAUGCGAAUCAGCGAGGUCGAGUUCCGUUUUAAGCAGAAGAGUCCGCCCAGCCGUACAGCAAGCUCUCUGGCCGGCAUCAUGCAAAAGCCUUAUGAUCGCAAGAUGCUUCUGAGCGGACCGGCAGUCAUUCGGAAGUUUGAUUCUCAACGCAUCAACGAGGCCUUGUCUUAUCUGCGGCCCGAUAACUUCAGGAUGACUAUAGUCAGCCAGGAUUUCCCAGGAGGCUGGGAUAGGAAAGAGAAGUGGUACGGCACAGAGCACAAGGUCGAGAAGCUUUCAGAAGAUUUCCUCGCCGAGAUCAAGGCAGCUUUCGAGAGCAAAGAGCGCUCAGCCGAACUACACUUCCCUCACAAGAACGAGUUCAUUCCAAGUAGGUUGGACGUCGAGAAGAAAGAAAUCACACAGCCGUCAAAGGAACCAAAGCUGAUCAGGCACGACGACAAUGUACGGAUAUGGUGGAAGAAGGACGAUCAGUUCUGGGUUCCAAAAGCCAACGUCCACAUCUACCUCCGCACGCCAAUCACAAAUGUCACGCCUCGCGUUGCGCUCAUGUCCACGCUGUAUCGCGAGCUUGUCACGGAUGCUUUGGUUGAAUACUCGUACGAUGCCGACAUCUCCGGACUAGUGUAUGACUUUACCAACCAUGCCAAUGGCAUCUCAGUCACCGUCAGUGGUUAUAAUGAUAAGCUGCAUGUGCUGCUAGAGAAGGUUCUGACUUCACUACGCGACCUUGAAAUCAAACAAGACCGCUUUGACAUAAUCCGUGAGCGCAUAACGCGAUCUUUGCGCAAUUGGGACUAUGGACAGCCUUUCCACCAAGUCGGCACCUAUUCUCGUGCUUUCAAGAACGAGAAGAGCUGGAUGAACGAAGAUCUCGCGAAGGAGCUGGAUAGUGUGACGGCUGAGGACGUGCGACAGUUCUACCCCCAGAUCCUAGCGCAGGGUCUGAUCGAGGUUCUCGCCCACGGAAACCUUUACAAAGAAGAAGCAUUGAAGUUCACCGAUCUCGUGGAACGAACACUCCGGCCGAAGAAGCUUGCUGCAAACCAGAUUCCUAUCCGUCGCAAUCUCAUGUGGCCGACGGGCUGCAACUUUAUCUAUGAGAAGCAGCUGAAGGAUCCAGCGAACGUCAAUCACUGCAUUGAGUACAGCUUGUAUGCUGGCGACGACCGAGAAAACAACACCCGCGCAAAGCUCAUGCUUCUCACCCAGAUGACGGACGAGCCGUGCUUCAACCAGCUGCGCACAAUCGAGCAGCUUGGAUAUGUCGUGUUCUCUGGUCAGAGCUUUGCAGAUACCUGGGCCGGUUACAGGAUCCUCAUCCAGAGUGAGAAGGACUGCCGAUAUCUCGAGGGCCGAAUCGAGAACUUCCUCAACACGUUCGAGAAGGCUCUUCAAGAGAUGAGCGAGUCAGACUUUGAGGAUCACAAGCGAGCGAUGAUUACGAAGCGUUUGACAAAGCUAAAGAAUCUGUCUCAAGAGGACAUGAGGUUCUGGAAUCACAUCUACAGUGAUGCGUAUGACUUUUUGCUAGCCGACACUGAUGCUGAAAAUCUUGACAAGAUCACGAAGAAGGACAUGGUCGACUUUUACGCACAAUACAUCUCGCCCUCGUCAUCCAAGCGCUCCAAGCUCUCUGUGCAUCUCCAAGCACAGUCCAAGCCCAAAGAGCCCACUCUGGACGAGAAGAAGAAAUCGGCCCUCGCAGCCGUCCAAGUCAUCCUCACCGAGCACAAGAUCGAGCACAAGGCCGAAGACCUGCAAGCUGUCGUCAACAAUGCACCAACCGCAGAGUCCCUCCCCGACACAUUCUCCAGCUACUUCCUCGAGGCGUUGAAGAUUACGCCAGAUGUCGCCAGCAAGGUGCUUGACGAGACAAAGGCGGCAUUAGGCGUCGCAGACACUGGUCUACCCGCUGAGCCAGCCAUUCUUGGUGAUAGCGCGGAUGCGAAGAGCGUGUCUGAUGCGUCGCACCCGGUCAUUAUCAAGGACAUUCACGCGUUCAAGGCGAACAUGCAGGUGAGCGCGGGGAUCAGGCCGGUGAAGAACUUGGAAGAGUUUAUGGAGGUUUCGGAGAAAUUGUGAGGUUAGAUGGGGCUGAAGGCUAUCAAGGCAAUGAUAAACGAAUGGUUGCUUCGGCAUAUGAAUCAAGGAUACAGGUAGAUGGGAGCGGAUGCAUGCAUGGGGUAGUAGACAAAAGGCGGUGGCAGUUUGAUUGUGUGUCGUGCUUUGCGGUCGUCGUGUCUUUUGUGGUUGUGUUCAUGCACAAUUCAUUCUACGUCGUAGUCGUUAGGGAGCAACUUAUGUCUAUAAUGUGCCAAGUUGGGAUGGGGCAAGAUUGCCUGUUGUGACCAGCGACGAGAAAGAAAUGCACGAACAUUGAUCUC
Parastagonospora nodorum SN15 is the source of this 3599-nucleotide messenger RNA. RefSeq lists its product as hypothetical. Gene Ontology annotation, cellular component: mitochondrion; cytosol. Gene Ontology annotation, biological process: peptide catabolic process. The transcript is spliced from 2 exons. NCBI's taxonomy places the organism in Eukaryota, Fungi, Ascomycota, Dothideomycetes, Pleosporales, Phaeosphaeriaceae. Gene Ontology annotation, molecular function: metal ion binding; metalloendopeptidase activity. The coding region runs from base 1 to 3297 and encodes 1098 amino acids. The record is from RefSeq and is a predicted model, not a curated record.